CAGUAAUGGCAUAGUCACCCCAUGGCAUCAUCAGCAGGUAACAGUAAUCGCAAGAUCCAUGUCCCAAAUUCACCGUCAUCCAUUCCCCAAACCCAAACACAAACACAAACACAAACACCCUUUCGCAACCUCAUCCUUCACCAGUUCUUGCCCCUAUCCACUGCCUCUGCCUCUAAUCCCACAUCGCCCUCUCAACCCACUUUCACUUCUAACUCUCUCUCUCAUCACUCUUUUUUGAAAUCUUCCACCAUGUGUCACUCCGAAAGGGAAACCUGCGACUCCUCUGAUUCUGAACAAAGGUUUAAGCGCCUCAUUAGGAACCGAGAAUCUGGUGCUCGCUCCAGAGCCAGAAAACAGGCUUAUAAAGACGAGUUGGAAACUAAACUUGCCCUUUUAAUCGAAGAGAAUUCCAGACUCAGAAAACAAAUAGAAGAGUUGCAGUUGCGGCUGAUGUCCCCGGGUAGUUCUAAUGCUAAACCUUCCAAAAUGCGCACUCUGUGUAGAACCUUAACAUCUCCAUUUUGAGAAGGAAGCAGAAGCACCACUUGCAACCUGCAAAAGGGGUAAAAGAAUUGGUCUUGGUACUCUCUAUAACAAGGGCCUUUCCCUGUGUUUUCUGUA
Messenger RNA from Abrus precatorius (Indian licorice), 621 nucleotides. Its product is annotated as protein FD-like. The record is from RefSeq and is a predicted model, not a curated record. NCBI's taxonomy places the organism in Eukaryota, Viridiplantae, Streptophyta, Magnoliopsida, Fabales, Fabaceae. Gene Ontology annotation, biological process: positive regulation of DNA-templated transcription. The transcript is spliced from 3 exons. Gene Ontology annotation, cellular component: nucleus. Gene Ontology annotation, molecular function: DNA-binding transcription factor activity. The coding region runs from base 22 to 525 and encodes 167 amino acids.